Linum tenue is the source of this 1889-nucleotide messenger RNA. The record is from the annotation of a GenBank genome assembly. Lineage: Eukaryota; Viridiplantae; Streptophyta; Magnoliopsida; Malpighiales; Linaceae.
UUGAGUUUCUUUCCAUAGCGUUUCCUCUUCCGACUUCUCCCCGCAAAAAGAAACAAGUAAUGAAAAUUCUCUCCGGCGACCUACCGACCGUGAAGUAGAGGAGUGCCCAAUCGACCCGGAACAGCAGAGGGAAAACGGAGAAAGACCGACGGAGGGAGAUUUCUCCGGAACAGAUUCUCCAUGAAGUGGAAUAGAUUCGCGUCAAUCCCAGUAUGCGGCGUUCUUAUGGUAAUGGGUGUCGUCUACUACAUCACGAUCUUCAUCUUCAUCGAAGAUUGGGUUGGUUUGGCCACCUCCGCUGGGACUCUGAAUGCUGUCAUCUUCACUUUCAUGGCCGCUCUCUCCCUUUUCUCUUUUGCUGUCUCUGUUCUGACCGACCCUGGUUACGUCCCGUCCUCUUCUGCGCCUGAUGUCGAAGCAGCUUCUGUUUUGGAUCCGGAAACCCAAAAAGAUAGUUCACAACUUAGGCAAUGUGAAAAGUGUGCUAGAUAUAAACCUCCCAGGGCUCAUCACUGCCGGGUCUGCAGAGUUUGUGUUUUGAGAAUGGAUCAUCAUUGUCUGUGGAUAAACAAUUGUGUUGGUUAUUGGAACUAUAAGGCCUUUAUCGUUUUAGUAUUCUACGCAACUGCAGCAAGCAUCUAUUCUACGGUUGUGAUGAUGAUCAGUUCUAUACAUAAAGACUGGGACUUUGCCGAAGUGCUUCCAUUCAAGAUUUUUUAUAUUCUUUCUGGUGCGAUGAUGGCUGGUUUGAGCAUCACACUUGGUACUCUGCUGGGUUGGCAUAUCUACUUAAUUACUCGUAAUAUGACUACUAUAGAGUAUCAUGAAGGAACAAGAGCAGCUUGGUUGGCUAAGAAAUCUGGCCAGAUUUAUCGGCACCCUUUCAACAUUACUGUCUAUGCAAACAUCUCCUCGGUUUUGGGUCCAAACAUGCUAAAAUGGUUCUGUCCCACGGCAGUUAGCCACCUGAAAGACGGAACGAGCUUCCCUACCUCACAUCAGAGUUGAUUCAGUUCACUGGAUUUAUCCCAGGCAGAAUCUGAAUGUUUUUCUUCUAUUCUUUACUGGUCAUGGUUGGAGAAGCUUAGACGAUAAACUGACCGGUGCUGGAAUAAUCUUGCACAUGUACAUAUGGGUUAUCUAGUUUUGCAGCAUACUUUAUAGUGAGGAACUUCCAUGCCCAUAACCACGUAGGCACUUUUGAUACUUGGGGAUGGAAAUGUUGGAACCAAACAGGACUGCUUCAUGUUUUCUUAUCCACACCCACCCACCCACCCACAACCCUUUAGUUGGUAGUGAAAAGUAGAUGUGGCAUCCACCAAGUUUGAGGGGAGAUCAGAAGAUUCAUAUUCACCUCACAAGACCCUGGAAACUCACCAAGAUUCCUUGAUUAACCAGAAUGUCAUGAAGAUACAAAGAAAAGAGAGAGAAAAGAAUACUGAGAAUUUCAACUUACACUCAGCAUCCUAAUGAUUGGUCUCUCAACUAAAAACAAAAAGGUGAUUCCCUCCCCUGGAUAAGCUUUGCUUUUGGUGCCCAACUGCAUCUUGUAGGAGAUUCAGGUGGGAAGGGUUCUGUCUGAUCUGGUCCUCUUCUAGAACUCAGAAAGUGGAGUACUUUUUUUUCCUAUUUCCUGAUGCAGUUGUUGUCAUCAGCUCAUUUGUAGUGUUAGUAAGUUGGAGUUUACUGUUGAGACCUUUCUGGCAGAGGCUGCAAUCAGCUUCCAUUACUACUAGAAUGUGGUCAUCUUGCAGAGUCUUCAUUGUUUUGUCCCUGGAGGCGUGGAUAAUGGACGAAUGACGUUUAAUUUCCUCCCUUUUUGUCAUUUGUUUAGUCCACUUUGCUCGACCUUUCCCUUCUUCCAAAUACUAGUCUUAUUCUGAUAGCUU